Austrofundulus limnaeus is the source of this 1072-nucleotide messenger RNA. It is a transcript of the gene srsf3a, whose product is annotated as serine and arginine rich splicing factor 3a. The record is from RefSeq and is a predicted model, not a curated record. Gene Ontology annotation, molecular function: RNA binding. NCBI's taxonomy places the organism in Eukaryota, Metazoa, Chordata, Actinopteri, Cyprinodontiformes, Rivulidae.
AUCCUGCUUUUCAUCGGGACUGUCCCCUUGACUGCAAGGUUUAUGUAGGAAAUCUUGGAAACAAUGGAAAUAAGACUGAGUUGGAAAGAGCUUUUGGGUACUAUGGCCCUUUAAGAAAUGUCUGGGUCGCCAGGAAUCCACCAGGUUUUGCCUUUGUGGAGUUUGAAGACCCCAGAGAUGCAUCUGAUGCUGUAAGAGAACUGGAUGGGAGAACCAUGUGUGGCUGUCGAGUGCGUGUUGAGUUAUCGACCGGUGAAAAGCGCUCAAGGAGCCGCGGUCCUCCUCCAUCGUGGAGUAGACGCCCUCGGGAUGAUUUUAGAAGACGUAGUCCUCCAGUCAGACGCCGCUCGCCAAAGAGGAGGAGCCUGAGUCGCAGUCGCAGCAGGUCUCUGUCAAGAGAUAGACGCAGAUAUCGAUCUCUCUCCAGAGACAAGAAUCGUAAACGCUCACGAUCCUUUUCUCGAUCAAGGAGUCGUUCCAGGUCCAACGAAAGAAAAUGAAGAUCCUGGAUUGUUCUGCAAGAUCAUGCUAAAGUUGCAAAAAGAGAAAAUGUUAUAUCCUUAAUUCUUUUUUGUUCAUUUUUUAAGGUUUUUGGUUWGCAACUUUAAAACGGUGUAUGACUGGUAAUGUUAUAUAUUGUGGUAUGUUUAUUCAAAGAGCAAAAAGGACUCAAGUUUUCUCAUUUUGUCAGCUGUGAUGGAAAGAUUCUACCAUUUUACUGACAAAUUUACUCCACAUGAAAUAAAUUGUCUUGCCCUGCAUGUAUUUGAAAUUGAAUACUGUUUGGUUUCUUAGUAAAAAUGUUUUUUUAACUGUUGAAUUAAACUUUUGCUAUGGUUUUUUUUUUAUUAUUCUUGAUUGUCUCUUCUGUUUGUUUGAAUGGGUCACUGUGAAAUGCAGAGAUGUAAUACUGGUACUGUGAUAUGUUGGUUGUCCCUUAAAACAUCUGAUAUUCUUUAUUUUACCUACUGUAUGUUACUUGUUUAAGAUGACAUUUACUCAAACUUGCUCGACUCUGAACUCCCAACAAAUUGUGAAAAUGCAAUUUUCAAUAAAUGUUUUUCCUUGGUUA